Messenger RNA from Exophiala spinifera, 2307 nucleotides. RefSeq lists its product as uncharacterized. Lineage: Eukaryota; Fungi; Ascomycota; Eurotiomycetes; Chaetothyriales; Herpotrichiellaceae. Gene Ontology annotation, molecular function: protein binding; RNA polymerase II general transcription initiation factor activity. The record is from RefSeq and is a predicted model, not a curated record. The coding region runs from base 1 to 2307 and encodes 768 amino acids. Gene Ontology annotation, biological process: transcription initiation at RNA polymerase II promoter. The transcript has 2 exons. Gene Ontology annotation, cellular component: transcription factor TFIID complex.
AUGUCCGGGCAGACCGCGCCCAGCCCGGCGCCGCGAAGCGCGAGUACAGGGCCAAAUGGGCCUUUGGCGACGCCGACUUCUGCACCCCUGGUAAAUGGAGCUGCGAACACCUCAGCUACCGGUGCACCUGCUGCUGCGCCUGCACCAUCGGGAGGUGGAGGCGGUGGAAUGAGUCAACAAAAUCUUAACCAGAUUGUGAUUGAUUACUUGGCCAAGAAAGGCUACCACAGAACAGAAGCCACACUACGAGCUGAAUCAUCAAACCAAGAGAUUCCCAAGGACGGCGAUAUCAGUCCCGCCCCAAAGGGUCCACCCCGUUACUAUGAGAUGUUUGCGCGCCUACGAGCUUGGACUGACGACGCUCUCGAUAUCUAUAAACCCGAGGUGAAGCGCCUUCUCUGGCCCAUGUUCGUCUAUUCGUACCUCAGCCUGGUGAAACAAUUUUACACUAAGGAUGCAAAAAUGCUGUUUCAAAAAUUCUCCGAGGAUUUCCGGAAGGAACACGAGUACGAUCUCCGUAGCAUCGAGAAAAUCACCCUUCCUGAACACAGCGAAGACAAGACCGCAAAACUCUAUCGCGACAACAAAUACCGCCUCUCACUCAGCAACUCCGCCUUCAUCUACUUUAUGCAAUUCCUCGAAAGCCUUCCUCAACCAGGGUUCAAAAUUUUCAUUGAUAUUGUUGAAAAAAAUCUAGAUCUUCGACAAGUCGAGCGUACUGCCGAUGAUCGCUAUAGCUUCGCAUCUAUUAUCCAACGUGGGAUCGAUGGCCAAGAUAUGCCGGCUGAAGAUGAAGGCAUUCCAGGCCACCGCCCCGGAAACGCUGUAUCAUCCACUGACCCGACUGUUGGUAAUAACCUCGCGACGCUUAAAUUGGGCAAAUUACCCUUGGAUAAAGAAGUCGAAGAAGAUGUUCGAGGCGAUUUAAUGGACUUAGAUCUUGCGGCACCUCCUCUUCCUGACCAGCCAUCGCUGGUUCAGGUUCAUGAGCAGCUCAACAUCAAACAGGAAGAUGAAGACGAAGGGCCGACACGCGCUGAGAUCCCCUUCCCACCCUCCACAGCCCGUGAUGUCGCUCUCGAAGUUCAAAAGAUUCGCGAAAAUAGAGACCGGGUCAAGAUCGAAUCCCGCACGGGCGGCGUAGGGCCCGCUGUCAGCGUCGUGAUGUACACCUUCCACAACACCCACGAUAGCGUGUGCUGCCUCGACUUCAGUGGUGACCACAAUCUCGUUGCAGCAGGGUUCCAGGAGAGCUAUAUCCGUGUCUGGACCAUGGACGGUAGUCCGCUGGGACAACCUGUCAACGGCCAACCUCAGAAUUCUCAGCGCCUCAUCGGCCACUCAGGGCCCGUGUACGCCGUGUCCUUUUCACCUUCAAGCUGGAAGCCGAGCGCAGAUUCUGGCCCUACCGAUGCCAAGUGGCUUCUUUCAUCCAGCGCAGAUGGCAGCAUCCGUCUUUGGAGCCUGGACGCCUUUGCCUGUGUCGUCGUAUACAGGGGACACGUGGGGCCCGUUUGGAGCGUGACUUGGGGUCCAUUCGGACACUAUUUUGCAAGUGCAGGCCACGACAAGACAGCACGGAUCUGGAUGACCGACCAUAUUCGCAAUGUCCGGCUCCUCGCAGGGCAUGAUGAUGACGUUGACGUUGUAACCUGGCACCCGAACAGCAGCUACGUGUUUACUGCGUCGUGUGACAAGACGGUCCGCAUGUGGGCGCUCAACAACGGCAAUCCAGUACGGAUGUUCACCGGCCACACGUCGACCAUCACGGCUCUGUCGUGCUCGCGCAAUGGCAAGAUUCUAGCUAGCGCCGACGACACGGGUGUGAUUCUGCUCUGGGACCUGGGUCCGGGGAGACUGCUCAAGAAGAUGCGCGGACACGGCAAGGGUGGCAUCUGGAGUCUGAGCUGGAGCGCCGAGUCGACGGUAUUGGUGUCCGGCGGUGCUGACUGCACAGUGCGCACAUGGGACGUCACCGGCCCUGCGAAAGAGGCUGCAGCAACUGCGGCGAAGCCCGACGGUGCUGCUGGUCCGGGAGCCAAGGUCGAUGGUGCAGGAGGCGGUGCCGGCGGUGCCGGCACAAGUACAACGCCAGCGUCGAACCUCGCUCUUGCUUCUGGCACGGCCACUGGAGCCCCCGGAGUAGUUGGCGCGGGCGUGCACAAGAAACGAGGCAAAGACGCCGUUGUCACCAGCGACCAAAUCAGCGCUUUCUUGACAAAGCACAGCCCCGUGUACAAUGUCAAAUUCACAAACAUGAAUCUUGUCAUUGCAGGUGGUGCGUAUCUGCCGGAGCAGGCGAAGUAA